AUGCUUGAAGCACAAGAGGCUUGGCUCACUGAACCAAAGAAACGACCAGUCAACGGCGUGAAGAAUGAGUUGAAAGCACACUGGCUUCUCGUGUUCGAUGGCGUUGAAAAUCCCAGUGACCUCGACGAAUUCAACCCAGUUUUUGGCAGCGGUGCCAUUCUGAUAACCACGCAGGAUCAAGAAUUUGCAGCAAGCCUACCUUGCAGCAGUGACGAUGUUUUGUCCAUUCGACUUGAUUUCUUCCCACUUCGGCUAACAGGCGAUCACGAAGCAGCUUCUCGAUUACUAGAAAAAGGCCUCCUCGACCGCGAAGAAGCAUUUGGCCGCGAAGACAAAGAGUCCUUCCGAACCGGUCGCUUUUACCACGUUUUAGGAAACGUCCGGUACGAUCAAGACAGGAUCGGCGAGAGUAAAAUCUAUCAUCGACGCGCACUCAAACAAUAUAUCGACACUCUCGGCCAAACGCAUCACCGCACCGCCGACCUACGCCACAAAGUCGCGCAGCAUUGCAUGCCACUUCGAAGCUGGAAUCUCGAUGUGGGAUCUUUUCAGCAUGAGAUUGCCCGGACGACUUGGCUGAGUGCUUUGCAUAAAGGCAAGGAGGGCAAUCCGGAGGAGAAGAAGGCUUUGCUUAAGACUGCGGCGGAUAUGUAUAAUAAGUUACGACCGGAGAAUCAGAAGUGUGUGGCUGAGUUGGAAGAGAGGGAUUUUGAUGAUCUUGUUGCGUUUUGGUCGCGAGGCGAGGCUGCUCAGCUGCAUGUGAACGAAGUUACGGCCGGUUUGCAUAUGCCAACGUGGGAUGACACUGCAUCCUCCCCGAAUGGCUUGGCGUUGGACACCCAUUUCGACGGCAUUCAGCUGAAAGUCACUUCAUGUAUUUGUAUGUCUGUAUGA
This is a messenger RNA of Pseudocercospora fijiensis CIRAD86, 894 nucleotides long. RefSeq lists its product as uncharacterized. The record is from RefSeq and is a predicted model, not a curated record. Lineage: Eukaryota; Fungi; Ascomycota; Dothideomycetes; Mycosphaerellales; Mycosphaerellaceae. The transcript is spliced from 7 exons. The coding region runs from base 1 to 894 and encodes 297 amino acids. Gene Ontology annotation, molecular function: protein binding.